Messenger RNA from Nicotiana attenuata, 744 nucleotides. RefSeq lists its product as uncharacterized. The transcript has 4 exons. NCBI's taxonomy places the organism in Eukaryota, Viridiplantae, Streptophyta, Magnoliopsida, Solanales, Solanaceae. The record is from RefSeq and is a predicted model, not a curated record. Gene Ontology annotation, molecular function: nucleic acid binding; zinc ion binding. Bases 1 to 744 code for a protein of 247 amino acids.
AUGAUAUUUGCCAAGUCUCAGAAGCAGUCUCAGGGUAGUUAUAGGCCCCAGUACUUCGGAUGGCCACCUAGGCCUCCACCGCCUCAGUUACAGGAUUGUUCUGACGCUUGUUAUACAUGUGGGCGUCCAGGGCAUAUGAUGCGAGAUUGCCCAAAUAGAGAUUCUGGGGGUAUGGCACAACCAACGAGUUCAGCAACAGAAUCAUUUAUGUCCGUGCAUCCUUCAAGGCGCGAGUCUCAGUCUUCAGUUGGUAGAGGUCGAGGCAAAGGUAGAGGUUCUAGUUCGAGUGGUAAUCAGAAUCGUAUCUAUGCUUUAGCGGGUCGACAGGACCAAGAGUCUUCACCAGAUGUUGUGACAGAUCCAGGAUCUACUUUAUCGUAUAUUACCCCAUUUGCCGCGGGGAAGUUUGGUAUAGUUCCUGAAAUACUAAGUGAUCCAUUUACGGUAUCUACACCGGUCGGAGAAUCGAUUAUUGAUAGACGGGUUUACCGAGGCGAGGAAAAUGAUUGCAAACGGGUGCAUUAUCAUAUUGUGCGAGUUAGAGAUGCAGAUGUUGAGAUACCUACACUUCAAUCUAUUCCAGUAGUUAGAGAGUACGCAAAUGUGUUUCCAGAUGAUCUUCCAGGUAUUCCUCCAGAGCGAGAGAUUGAGUUUAGCAUCGAUUUGCUUCCGGGAACUCAACCAAUAUCCAUCCCUCCGUAUAGAAUAGCACCUGCCAAAUUGAAAGAGUUGAAGAGUAGUUAA